Harmonia axyridis is the source of this 890-nucleotide messenger RNA. RefSeq names its product glutathione S-transferase (gene GstS1). The record is from RefSeq and is a predicted model, not a curated record. The transcript is spliced from 5 exons. Gene Ontology annotation, molecular function: glutathione transferase activity. Bases 160 to 774 code for a protein of 204 amino acids. NCBI's taxonomy places the organism in Eukaryota, Metazoa, Arthropoda, Insecta, Coleoptera, Coccinellidae. Gene Ontology annotation, biological process: glutathione metabolic process.
UGUAGAUAGAUAGACAUUCAAAGAAAUCAAGGCCAAACUGAGUCACGUGAUUAAUUUUAUCUGUUCUAACAUAAUCAUAAAUUUCCAUGAGUUGAGAUUGAACGUUUACGUUGAUAUUCAAGUAACAAGUUCAAGUUAGCUGCACUUCUUGGAUUUGAAAUGGCUCCUUCUUAUAAAGUAACUUACUUCAAUAUAACUGCUCUUGGUGAACCAAUCAGGUUUUUGCUCAGUUAUGGGGGUAUAGAAUUUGAAGAUUGCAGGGUAGAAAUGGAACAAUGGCCACAAAUCAAACCAAACAUGCCCUUUGGCCAACUUCCUAUUCUGGAACACAAUGGAAAAAAGAUACCUCAAAGUUUAGCCAUUUGUAGAUAUCUGGCUAAGCAGGUAAAAUUGGCUGGAAACGAUGACUGGGAAAAUUUAGAAAUUGAUUCUAUUGUUGAAACCAUAAAUGAUUUACGUCAGUGUAUUGGUAAAUAUCAUUAUGAGUCAGACGAAAAAGUGAAAGAGAGAGAGCGGGCUAUUCUCUUCAAUGAAAAAAUGCCAUUCCUAUUAGACCGACUGGAAAAUGUAGCAAAAGAUAACAAUGGACAUUUUGCUUUGGGACGUCUCACCUGGGCAGAUUUGUACUUUGUAUCUCUGCUAGAGUACAUAAAUUUCAUGCUCAAAAAAGAUCUCAUUGAAAAUCGUCCAAAUUUGAUUGCAGUGAAAAACAACGUCUUGAAUGUGCCUGCUAUAAAGGAAUGGAUAGAAAAGCGUCCAAAAACCAAUAUGUAAUAUGUGUUAUUUCAGCAUGUAAUAUUCUUAUUUGUUUGAUGAAUUUGUUAUUGAACUGCAUCAAAGUCUUUGUCAACAUUGGAGUAUAAUAAUAUCUUUUUUCUGUUCUUAUCUUA